GAACCGGGCGUGACAAUUGCAAAAGCUUCCUCUCAGUUUCUCCUCCUCUCCUCUCUCUCAGCCACACCACCACCACCACCACCUACACGCCGCGCCGCCGCGAUGCAGCUCCGGCGCCUCCUUGGCCUCUCCGGUGAGGUCUCCGGCCGCCUCCGCCGCUCCCUCUCCACGGCCGCCUCGCGCCCCGCCCCCGCGUGGGCCAUGAUGGACGACGCGGUGCGGUUGGACGAGCGAGUGCCGCCGGAGCGGCGCCCGACGCUCCGCCUCGCCGAGCCCCCGCGCGUCUCCCGCCUCACCGUCCCCCUCCACUGCCUCCUGUGCCCCGCUACACCGGGCACCGAAGGCAACGUCGCCUGCCGCAUCAACAUCUGCACGGCGAGCAGCGGCGGCCUCCUCCUCCUCCGCACCGUGUUCGAUCUCGCCCAGGUGCCCGACCAUGUCAAGUUCCCCAUCCCCAUCUCCAAGGACGACACCACCUGGCCUCCGCUCCCCGGCCUCAAGUCCCACACGGAGGUCUCCCGCGUCGUCUGCAACCCUCUCACCGCCGAGCUGCUCCGCCUCCCGGAGGACCCGGACACCGUCGGCGAGAGCAAGAGUUGGCACAAUCUUCUCCACGGCUUCCUCACCCAAGCCGACCGCGCGGACGGGCCACCCGACAGGUUCGCGGUAGCCGAAAUCAGAGGCGCGGAUUGCGUCAUGCACCGGUUUCUCUCGGAGAAGGGGAGGUGGGAGGCGACGAUGAGCUUGUCCUCGCUGUCGUUCACGCGCCAGAUUCUCAUCGACCAGCCGGUGGUGUCCUUCGGCGGCAGGAUGUGGUGGAUCGACCUGGCCUGGGGCGCCGUCUCCGUCGACCCGUUCCCCGACCAGCCGGACGUCCGCUACGUCCUCCUGCCUAGCGGCAGCGUGCUGCCCGCCGACGCGGCGAGCAUCGAGAUGCGGCGGGGGAAGGUGGGGCUGAGAAGGUGGCGGCGCAUCGGGGUCAGCGAAGGGAGGCUGCGGUACGUCGAGGUGUCCGGUGCCAAGCCGUUCGUGCUCAGCUCCUUCGUGCUCGACGACGACGGCGGCGGCCGCUGGACGCUGGCGCACCGCGUGGCGCUCGGCCCGCUCUCGCCGGCGGGGCCCUUGCAGAUCGGCGCCAUCGAUCCGCUCAACGCCAGCGUCGUGUACCUCGUGGUUGGCGGCGACGACGGCAAGCACGUCAUCGGCGUCGACAUGGAAAGGCGCAUGGUGAUUGCGAGUUUUCUGCUCGACGAGCCCACCGUGUUUACGCCUUUCGUGCUCCCUCCGUGGCUUGCAUCAAGCCGGAUACAAGGUUACUCACAUUGACAGAUGUUCGAGAGAAUUAGGAAGCGAAUGGUGACUACACGUCAUUUUUGGGGAACGCUAUGAGAAAUUUGAGCUUGUUGGGCUUUAUCACUGAUUGUGGCGCUCAUUUUGAAAACUAUGGGGAAUAUGUUUCAACCUCUCUUUGCUGUGCUGUGUGCAUGAAGUUGUGAACCCUGUUUUAUUCAGUAUAAUGACUUGAUUCGAUCGACAAAUGGCAGUCUAGAAACAAUGUCUACGUUCAACUCAUUUUGCUUCUCUUUGCUGCAAAAUUUCU
Messenger RNA from Oryza sativa Japonica Group (Japanese rice), 1600 nucleotides. RefSeq lists its product as uncharacterized. Lineage: Eukaryota; Viridiplantae; Streptophyta; Magnoliopsida; Poales; Poaceae. The record is from RefSeq and is a predicted model, not a curated record.